Molecule: messenger RNA, 1468 nt
Organism: Apis laboriosa (Himalayan honeybee)
Lineage: Eukaryota; Metazoa; Arthropoda; Insecta; Hymenoptera; Apidae
Gene: Ist1
Product: IST1 homolog
Exons: 6
Coding region: 255-1328 (357 amino acids)
Biological process (GO): protein transport
Source: RefSeq, a predicted model, not a curated record
UAUUUGUAUAUUUGUUUUAGUUUUUAUACAAAAUAUAUUAUUUUAUUUAAAAUUAUAAAUAAUUAAAAUUAUAAAUAAAAAUAAAUACUUCGACAUUAUACAUAUAUUCAUCUAUUAGAAUCAUGCAUUUGAUCUUAUGAACUGUCACUGACAGUGACUCAGUUUUUAAAUAACCUCUAUUAUAUAUUUGGUACAUAAAGGCAUGAAAAAUUAUUUGAAUUUUUUCUUUAUUUGUAACAAAUUCAAUUAAAGAAAUGUUUUCGAGUGGACCAAAUUAUACCAAAUUAAAAACACAUUUACGUCUAACAAUAAAUCGGCUUAAAUUACUUGAAAAAAAAAAAACUGAACUUGCCCAGAAAGCACGAAAAGAAAUAGCUGAUUAUCUUGCUGCAGGAAAAAUUGAAAGAGCAAAAAUACGCGUUGAACAUAUUAUUAGAGAAGACUAUAUGGUUGAAGCAAUGGAAUUACUCGAAAUGUAUUGUGAUCUCUUACUUGCACGUUUUGGACUUAUUCAACAAAUGAAAAAUUUAGAUGAAGGUUUAGCAGAGGCUAUUUCUACGAUAAUUUGGGCUGCUCCUAGAAUACAAACUGAUGUUCAAGAAAUUAAAGUAAUUGCUGAUAUCUUCACAUCAAAAUAUGGAAAACAAUAUACAGAAGCAUGUAGAGAAGAGGCAGUACAAACUAUUUCUGAAAAAUUGAAACAUAAAAUGAGUGUGCAGUCACCAUCUAAGCUUCUUGUAGAAAAAUAUCUUAUAGAAAUUGCAAAAAAUUAUAAUGUUGAAUAUGAACCAGAUCCACAGGUAAUGAUAGAAGGUCAAGAUGCUUUAUUAAUAGAUGUUGAAAAUAAUACAGAAAGGAACAAUUUAGACAUAGCUUCUGGAGGCAUAACUGUACCACAACCAGUUGGAUUUAUUGGUUUUCCUCAACCUCCUUUAUUACCAAAUCCUGCAUUUAAUCUAAUUAAUUCAGAAAAAGAAACUAUAGGAUUUGUAACUCCACCAACAACUUUAGAAAAUAAAGAUCAAAAUGUUCCUUAUAAUCUAAGUAAUGUUUUAUACAACAUUCCUUUAGAUAAUUCUAAUGGAAACAAACCUGAAAAUAAUCAACCUCCACCAUAUGAAUCAUUUCCACCUGAUUUAAAUAAACAGUCUGACCAGAAACCAAAACCUCAACCGCGAUCGAAAAUGCCGAUGAAUGAUUUUCAGCUUCCAGAUUUACCAACUGUGCCAUCGGAGAAUAAUUUACCAUCAAAUAAUCCAUCUACUAGCGAAGAUAUUGAUUUUGAUGAUUUAAUGAAACGCUUUGAAGACUUGAAGAAAAGAAAGUAAUUUCUUAGUUGUUUUAAGAUGCAUUACAAAUAUAUAUAUUAUAAUACAACAACAAUAUAAUGUAGGUAUAAAUAAAAAUAAUUAUUAUUGUUUUAAUGCUAUAUUAAUGUAUAAUAUUAAAAUUUAAGUAAUUUUCUAUU